GUCGCUAUAGUACAGCAUGUUCUUUGUGGGCGGGAAGGGAUGAAUAUACUUGCACGCAGUUGAACUGUCUUUUCAGAUACACUACGCAAGUGGAGAAAUUUGUAAAGCGUAAGGAGAACUUUUGACUACUUUGGAGUUCGUGACAGGUAAAAUAACGCGAUGUUUACGGAAGAAUCGGGUAAAAAAAUUCGUGCCUCGAACUGUGUGUCUGAUUGAGGCUAGGCAGCCCAGCGAAUAUUCUACGUGAUAGUGUGGAAGUUCGGAGAUUUCGACUUUCCUAAAUUUAAAACCAAAACACGUGACUUGAAAUUUGGCAUACGCAUUCCAAGAAGAAAAUUGUUUUUUUUUUACUUGGACAAUGUGAAACUCUCAGAACUGCUUUUCCUUUUACGAUUACAUCAAAGCGUGAAGUUUUUUUUGCCAGAUCGAUGAUCGAUGGCAAACGGCGUGCUAGACAUCUCCCUCAGUACUUGACUCCAGCUCCGUACACUGGUUCAAUGGGAAAUCCGGCCUCUUGAGAGCAUGCUACGCUGAACUCCUUUCGUUUGCAAUCAGUUAGAGCUGUGCAUGUGUUUACACAUAAAUCUGAUUAUUUGGAUGCCAUGUCUGGGUUAGAUUCUGCAGAGCUCCUUGCACAUGAUCCAGCCAACAGCAGCGGCUCAGCCCAGGCGUCUCAGGACUGUGGUGGCGAUAACAAGAAACUUCGAAGAAGGGAAAAAAACAGAAUCGCUGCGCAAAGAAGCCGGAAGAAACAGACCCUGAAGGCAGAUAAACUACACAAGGAAUAUGAAGGGCUGGAACAGGAAAACACUGCGCUAAAAAGGGAAAUAAGGAAACUUAGUGAAGAAGUGAAACAUUUAUCAGAUGCUUUGAAAGAUCAUGAACGAGUACUGCGUCGCUGCAAACCCUACACAGAGCCGAUGCGGAUCCCUACGCCAGAGCCUGACGCGUACCUCUCCCAAAACGUAACUGCGCGUCACAGCAACGCAGACCGCAACAACUGUGAUUGGUCCACUUGGUAGCAUCGCAUCUCCUCCUACGCUGCAAUAGCUUCCCAUUGGCCGACUGAAGGGCAGGGAAGGAACUUUGGCUGCAAUGCUUUCCAUAAAGCUUUACAGACCUCCGAAAUUAUAGAGGACACAUUUCGCUUUUACGAAAAAAAACGCUCGCUUUAAACUUGUUUACCCCAAGAAAGACUACCAUGACCAUGAAGCCUUGCGGGGGCAGGUGUGUGCGCAUGCACGACGUGCACGAAUUGCAGAGCAAUGCAGACAUACCAACGCACAAGUAUAGAUGCUCACAACGCAUGUUGGUCACUUGCGUAGGUUACCGCGUGGAGUUGACGCAGAAGUAUAAAUCAGGCUUUAGUAGAGCCAUAUGGCACAAACUGUUACAUUUCGAUUAUCUGUUGUAUUUUUUAAUAUGUGUGAAUGAUUAUGUGGCUUUCAUUGGAUUACAUCGAUUGCUGUGUUUUUAUGCCUGCUAUCAGCAAAAUGACCUCAUGUGACCUUGAUUAAAUUGAAAAAGCAGGUAAUGUAUUAGAUAUUGCUCAGUGGUCUGCAAUCAUGAUGCAGCUGCUUAAAUGAUGAGGAGUGCAUCUGAUUGUAGUCAACUGGUGGAAUGAAUUCUUUCUCUGCCUCCCCAGGGAUUGAUCAGCCCAUCACUGCAUCAAAAAUCUUUGCAAGGUGCAGAGUGGAAACUUGCCUCACCUAGGUAAGAGAGUGCAAAACAAGGUUGAUUGCCAAAGUAGUUGGUGUCAUCCCAAAAAAUUUCUUUUGUUCUCUGAAAUUUGUAGAAUAACUAGAAAAUGUGAGGAAGAAGUCAGCUCAUUCUGACUUUGUAGAUGCAUAAACACACAAAGUUUACUUCAAACCUCACAGAGAAGCAUCCAAGUAAAACUGUCCAAUUGCAAUCUGAGUGAUGAUGCCUACAAAACAAUAUGCUUUGGUGGCUAUUUCUGUCUUCAUCAAUUUUUGUACAUAAAUAUACUUUGGCUUCAAUCAGUGUCUUAAACAUGCUUUCUGCAAUUUGACGGUUAUCUGGAGUAUCAACUAUUUUCAUCUUUGAAGCCUAUUUGAUUCUGAUAAGUCUUGAACAGGAAGGGUACACAGGAUGUGAAUAGAAUCCUUUUUUGUGUGCGAGCAUCUAGAGCCAGGGGUCAAUGUUUGACAAUAAGGAGUCACUUAGUGAAGGCAGAUAUGAGGGUUUUUAUUUCCUCGAAUGGUUGUGAGUUUUCUGAAUAAACUUCCUUGUAAAGCAGUGGGAGAAGUGUCUUUUACUAUUUUUGCCCUAAAAGGCAGUGGUAAGCCGGCAUUGAGAAAUUUUUGGAGAUGGGGACUAAUGCAGAGUUCAGGUUCCAGUUAGAUCGUCCAUGACAUAUGGCAGAGCAAACAUGACAAGCAGAGUUAACCUGCUGCUAGUCCUUGAUCCUAUAUCGCAAGCCCUCUGCAUUCCAAUUUGAUCUACUUUUAAUGAAAAUGGUCUAGAAAUUUUUGGGGAAAGUAUCUCACACCUAAAGGUUUGCUAAUUGUGUCUGAAUUAUAAGGCAUUAACAAUACCCCAAAUUACUGUGAUAUUGCAUUUACAAUAUUUACAAUAUUUGGCCGGUUCCUGCUUCAGGGUAAGGAUAAGUAUGUCAAAUGCUUGGAAUUUCAGAAACCCACCUAGAUACUCAUGGCAGAAGUCAAGGAAUGUACCCUGACGCUAUCCAAUGGCACGACAUAUGUUCCUGGGGUUAUGCCAAGGACUGAUCAGUUGGGCUCCAGUCUGUCCUGCCAGCAGUCUCUGAUAGCAAUCCUGACACGACAUAAAAGACUCUGAAGUGUGUCUGUCAUGUCAUGCGAGGCCCACUAGCCCAUUUUUCAUCAUCCUCCCUAUCCAAGUCCAGUGAUCAUUUGACGCUUGAAGUCUGAGCUGAACCAGUUUCUAGGUGUAGCAUCUUGUAAGAGGAAAUCAGAGAAUAGUUAAAACAGCUGAAGAUGAAGACUGCAGAGGGUGGUGCUGUCAAACAGGAUUGCUUGAUUCUGUAGACUGAGUAGCCUGAUCCUACACUAUAAGCUUCUGUAAUUCUAUGAAGAUAGCAUCAGUAUUUGGAGCAGCAGCUAAGCAAAACUACCACUGGAUGUGCCAACUUGUUAGCAGUCGAUGAACUCACUGCGGAUUUGCAACUCUGCAUCUCUCUGCCUGCUGCCCCAAAGCCUAGGAAAACAAUUCCCACUGUCAUCUCCAAGUAGAUUCUGAUCAUUUGUUCAAUUCAAUACCAUCUACCCUCUUCAGUAUUUGGAGAUUAUUUAUGUAAUUCAGAAUAAUUUGAUUGAAUUACUACAAUUCUACAUAAUUAAGUAUUCAGUGACAUUUUAUUGAUAAUCUUUUAAAUCUACAAAUAAGACCUAAUUUUAAAAUGUUCUUCAGAAUAAACUGUUGAAUCAUUUCAAUUAUUUGUGGUGAGUUAUGGUGAUGAGUUAUAUGUAAACUGUGUUUCUCCCUUCUAUUCUUACUCUUCAAAUAUUCUUAUUAUUAAGCUAUUGAAUUAGAUAAAGGCAACUGGAUUGAU
Mobula hypostoma (lesser devil ray) is the source of this 3553-nucleotide messenger RNA. It is a transcript of the gene batf3, whose product is annotated as basic leucine zipper transcription factor, ATF-like 3. Gene Ontology annotation, biological process: regulation of transcription by RNA polymerase II. Gene Ontology annotation, cellular component: nucleus. Bases 603 to 1022 code for a protein of 139 amino acids. The record is from RefSeq and is a predicted model, not a curated record. The transcript is spliced from 5 exons. Gene Ontology annotation, molecular function: RNA polymerase II cis-regulatory region sequence-specific DNA binding; DNA-binding transcription factor activity, RNA polymerase II-specific. NCBI's taxonomy places the organism in Eukaryota, Metazoa, Chordata, Chondrichthyes, Myliobatiformes, Myliobatidae.